Chlorocebus sabaeus (green monkey) is the source of this 6207-nucleotide messenger RNA. The record is from RefSeq and is a predicted model, not a curated record. NCBI's taxonomy places the organism in Eukaryota, Metazoa, Chordata, Mammalia, Primates, Cercopithecidae.
AUGUGUGACUUCGAGGGCGUACAGCACCAUCUUGGCAGCCACGUGCAAGGCCUUCCCACCUUCGUGUCCAGCUGCGGCGAGUCCCAGGCAGGGCAUCUGGCGAGGAUCAUCGGUCAUGGCUCACCACCCUGCACCAGCAAUGGGCUCCAGAUCACCUUUGGCAGAGUGUGGCUUGGUAUGGCCAAGCAGCUGGAGCUAGAGCUGGAGGCCGUGUGGGGCCCGACCCAGCCUCAUUGCCCCUAUCUGCUCCAAGCCAUGUAUGCCCAGGGAGAGUCACAGCUAGCCGCCUGCCAAACCUGCGCCACCCCCUACUUGGAGCCCCAGCUUCCGAAGGGACCCGGUGCCCUCAUGGCUGUAUACGACAAGUCCGACUUCUCACAUCCGAGACCUCCCCCUGGUGGCCGUGGUCGUUCCUCUCUCCAGGCAGCCAAAAGCGGGGAGACCUGCGGGCGACCACCUGGCGUGGAGUAUGGCAGGGGGACACCGCCUGCGCUGUUUGUGGACUCCUGGCGGGCGAGAGCUGUCAGGAAAUGUCUGGAGCGUGGGAAUGACCCUGCUCAUAAGGCCAGCUCAAUAAGGUGCGUGUGCCAGGCCUGCAACUGCGGGAGACCUUCCCACACAUCUGGCACCGCCCCUGGCGACUACGUACUGCGCGCCUGCACCUCCACGGGGGCGUCCUGCUCUGGGGCUGGAGGGGAAGCAGGCGUGGACAGCUGCAUGACCUCUCUGCCUGCCCUAGCCCUGCCCGGCCAGGAUGGUGGGGACACAGGGUUUUGUGUCAGCACUGCUGUCUCUGUAGCCCCAGACAAAGGCCAGUGCUCCACGUGGGGGGCUGGUCACUUCUCCACCUUCGACCACCAUGUGUACGACUUCUCGGGGACGUGCAACUACAUCUUCGCGGCCACGUGCAAGGACGCCUUCCCCACCUUCAGUGUCCAGCUGCGGCGAGGUCCAGACGGGAGCAUCUCGCGGAUCAUCGUGGAGCUGGGGGCCUCCGUCGUCACCGUGAGCGAAGCCACCAUCUCAGUCAAGGACAUCGGGGUCAUCAGCCUGCCCUACACCAGCAAUGGGCUCCAGAUCACACCCUUUGGCCAGAGUGUGCGGCUGGUGGCCAAGCAGCUGGAGCUAGAGCUGGAGGCCGUGUGGGGCCCCGACAGCCACCUCAUGGUUCUGGUGGAGCGGAAGUACAUGGGCCAGAUGUGUGGGCUCUGCGGAAACUUUGACGGGAAGGUGACCAAUGAGUUUGUCAGUGAGGAGGGCAAGUUCCUGGAACCCCACAAGUUCGCUGCCCUCCAGAAGCUGGACGACCCCGGUGAGAUCUGCACCUUUGAGGACAUCCCCAACACCCACGUCCGGCAGGUCCAGCAUGCCCAGAUCUGCACCCAGCUGCUGACCCUGGUGGCCCCCGAGUGCAGCGUGUCCAAGGAGCCCUUCGUGCUAAGCUGCCAGGCAGACGUGGCCGCAGCCACCCAGCCAGGCCCACAGAACAGCAGCUGUGCCACCCUGUCCGAGUACUCCCGCCGGUGCAGCAUGGUGGGCCAACCCGUCCGCCGCUGGCGGGGCCCCGGCCUGUGCUCCGUGGGUCAGUGCCCAGCCAACCAGGUGUACCAGGAGUGCGGCUCGGCCUGUGUGAAGACCUGCUCCAACCCGCAGCACAGCUGCUCCAGCUCCUGCACCUUCGGGUGCUUCUGCCCAGAAGGUACGGUCCUGAAUGACCUCUCCAGUAACCACACCUGCGUGCCCGUCACCCAGUGCCCCUGUCUGCUCAACGGCGCCAUGUAUGCCCCCGGGGAGGUCACAAUAGCCGCCUGCCAAACCUGCCAGUGCACCCAGGGCCGCUGGGCGUGCAGGGAGCGGCCAUGCCCUGGCCACUGCUCCCUGGAAGGUGGCUCCUUCGUCACCACGUUCGACGCCAGGCCCUACCGCUUCCAUGGCACCUGCACCUACAUCCUCCUCCAGAGCCCCCAGCUUCCCGAGGACGGUGCCCUCAUGGCUGUGUACGACAAGUCCGGCUUCUCACACUCCGAGACCUCCCUGGUGGCCGUGGUCUAUCUCUCCAGGCAGGACAAAAUUGUGAUCUCUCAGGACGAGGUGGUCACCAACAACGGAGAAGCCAAGUGGCUGCCAUACAAGACUCGCAACAUCACGGUCUUCAGGCAGACGUCCACCCACCUCCAGAUGGCCACCAGCUUCGGGUUGGAACUCGUGGUCCAGCUGCGCCCCGUCUUCCAGGCCUACAUCACUGUUGGGCCCCAGUUCAGAGGUCAGACCAGAGGGCUCUGCGGCAACUUCAACGGGGACACUACGGACGACUUCACCACCAGCGUGGGUAUCGCCGAGGGCACCGCCUCGCUGUUUGUGGACUCCUGGCGGGCGGGAAACUGUCCAGUCGCUCUGGAGCGUGAGACUGACCCCUGCUCCAUGAGCCAGCUCAACAAGGUGUGUGCGGAGACCCACUGUUCCGUGCUGCUGAGGACAGGCACGGUGUUCGAGAGGUGCCAUGCCACAGUGAACCCCGCGCCCUUCUACAAGAGGUGCGUGUACCAGGCCUGCAACUACGAGGAGACCUUCCCCCACAUCUGUGCCGCCCUGGGCGACUACGUACACGCCUGCACCUCACGGGGCGUCCUGCUCUGGGGCUGGAGAAGCAGCGUGGACAACUGCACCAUCCCCUGCACGGGCAACACCACCUUCAGCUACAACAGCCAAGCCUGUGAGCGCACCUGCCUGUCACUGUCGGACCGGGCCGCCGAGUGCCAUGCCAGUGCAGUGCCCGUGGAUGGUUGCAACUGUCCCAAUGGCACCUACCUGAACCACAAGGGCGAGUGUGUGCGCAAGGCCCAGUGCCCGUGCACACUGGAGGGUUACAAAUUCAUUCUGGCUGAGCAGUCCACCAUCAUCAACGGCAUCACCUGCUACUGCAUCAACGGGCGGCUGAGUUGCCCGCAGCGACCACAGAUGUUCCUGGCCACCUGCCAGGCCCCCAAGACCUUCAAGUCCUGCAGCCAGUCCUCCGAGAACAAGUUUGGGGCGGCCUGUGCCCCCACGUGCCAGAUGCUGGCCACUGGUGUUGCCUGCGUGCCCACCAAGUGUGAGCCUGGCUGUGUCUGCGCCGAGGGCCUCUACGAGAAUGCCGACGGGCAGUGUGUGCCCCCUGAGGAGUGCCCGUGUGAGUUCUCGGGGGUCUCCUACCCUGGCGGAGCUGAGCUCCACACCGACUGCAGGACCUGCACCUGCUCCAGGGGGAGGUGGGCCUGCCAGCAGGGCACCCACUGCCCGUCCACCUGCACCCUCUACGGGGAGGGCCACAUCGUCACCUUCGACGGCCAACGCUUCGUAUUCGACGGCAACUGCGAGUACAUCCUGGCCACGGACGGGUGUGGUGCCAAUGAUUCACAGCCCACCUUCAAGAUCCUGACAGAGAACGUCAUCUGUGGGAACUCCGGGGUCACGUGUUCACGCGCCAUCAAGAUCUUCCUGGGGGGCCUGUCCGUGGUGCUGGCAGACAGAAACUACACGGUCACCGGGGAGGAGUCCCACGUGCAGCUCAGUGUGAGGCCAGGCACGCUGAGCCUUGUCGUGGACAUCAGUGUCCCCGGAAGGUACAACCUGACACUCAUCUGGAACAGGCACAUGACCAUCCUCAUCAGGAUCACCCGUGCCUCCCAGGAUCCCCUCUGCGGCUUGUGUGGCAACUUCAACGGGAAUAUGAAGGACGACUUUGAGACGCGCAGCAGGUACGUGGCGUCCAGCGAGCUGGAGUUCGUGAACUCGUGGAAGGAGAGCCCGCUGUGCGGGGACAUGCGCUUCGUGGCGGACCCCUGCAGCCUCAAUGCCUUCCGGCGCUCCUGGGCCGAGCGCAAGUGCAGCAUCAUCAACAGCCAGACCUUUGCUGCCUGCCACAGCAAGGUAUACCACCUGCCCUACUACGAGGCCUGCGUGCGCGACGCAUGUGGGUGUGACAGUGGCGGGGACUGUGAGUGUCUGUGCGACGCUGUGGCCGCCUACGCCCAAGCCUGUCUAGACAAGGGUGUGUGUGUGGACUGGAGGACCCCGGACUUCUGCCCCAUCUACUGCGGCUUCUAUAACACGCACACGCAGGACGGCCACGGCGAGUACCAGUACACCCAGGAGGCCAACUGCACGUGGCACUACCAGCCCUGCCUCUGCCCCGGCCAACCACAGAGCGUCCCAGGCAGCAACAUCGAAGGCUGCUACAACUGCUCCCAGGAUGAGUACUUCGACCACGAGGAGGGGGUGUGCGUGCCCUGCAGGCUGCCCGGCUUCAGGGCCAAGCAGGCAGUGGGGAGGGUGCUCCCCAAGGAUGUGCCAGUGCCCUGCAGCCCUGAUGGCAUGUCCGUCCACCCAGGCUCACGGCCCACACAAGUCUGGCCCACAACGGGAACCUCCACCACCAUCGGGCUUCUCAGCUCCACCGGACCCUCACCCAGCUCCAAACACACCCCUGCCAGCCCCACCCAGACACCCCUCCUUCCAGCCACGCUCACAUCCUCCAAGCCCACGGCCUCCUCAGGAGAACCACCUAGACCAACCACGGCCGUCACCCCACAAGCCACAUCAGGGCUGCCUCCCACAGCCACACUGAGAUCGACAGCCACAAAACCCACAGUGACCCAGGCCACAACCAGGGCCACAGCAUCGACUGCCAGCCCAGCCACAACGUCCACAGCUCAGUCCACAACACGGACCACGGUGACACCACCAACACCAGCCACACCAGGGACAAGCCCCACGCUGCCAAAAUCGACAAAUCAGGAAGUGCCAGGAACAACGGCCACCCAGACGACAGGCCCACGUCCAACCCCAGAGAGCACCACGGGCCCAACCACCCCACAGCCAGGACAACCCACGAGGCCCACAGCCACAGAGACAACUCAAACAGGAAUGACCACUGAAUACACAACGCCCCAAACCCCACACAUCACACAUUCCCCACCAGUGGGGAGUCUCGCUGCUUCCACAGGUCCUACGACUGCAACAUCCUUCCAGACCACCACUAUCUAUCCAACACCAUCACACCCUCAGACCACACUUCCCACUCACGUGCCACCUUUCUCCACCUCCUCAGUGACUCCAAAUACUCACACAGUCAUCACGCCUACCCACGCACAGAUGUCCACUUCUGCCUCUAUCCACUCAACGCCAACAGGCACCAUUCCUCCACAAACAACAGUCAAGUCCACAAGGUCCACCCACACGGCCCCACCAAUGACGACAACAACCAGUAGGACCAGCCAAGACAGCAGCUCAUUCAGUACAGCCAAAACCUCUACAUCCCUACACUCAUACACUUCCUCCACACACCAUCCUGAAGUCACCCCAACUUCUACCACCACCAUUACUCCCAAGUCCACCAGUACAAGCACAGGCACCCCUGUGACCCACACCAACUCAGCCACCAGCAGCAGGACACCCAUACCCAUCACAACACACUCCCCACCUACAGGGAGCACUUCUGUCUCUUCCACAGGUUCCAUGACUGCAACAUCCGUCAAGACCACCACUACCUAUCCAACACCAUCACACCCUCAGACCACACUUCCCACUCAUGUUCCAGCUUUCUCCACCUCCUUGGUGACUCCAAGUACUCACACAGUUAUCACUCCUACCCACGCACAGAUGUCCACUUCCUCCUCCAUCCACUCAAAGCCAACAGGCACCAUUACUUCACCAACAACCCUCAUGGCCACAGGGUCCACGCCCACAGCCCCAACAAUGACGGGGACCAUCAGUGGAACCAGUCAAGCCCAGAACUCAAUCAGCACAGCCAAAACCUCUACAUCCCUACACUCACAGGCUUCUUCCACACACCAUCCUGAAAUCACCCUAACUUCUACCACCACCAUUACUUCCAACCCCACCAGUACAGGCACAGGCACCCCUGUGGCCCACACCACCUUGGUCACCAGCAGCAAGCCACCACCACCCUUCACCACAUACUCCCCACCUACAGGGAGUAGUCCCGUCUCUUCCACAGGUCCUAUGACUGCCACAUCCUUCCAGACCACCACUACCUAUCCAACCCCACCACACCCUCAGACCACAUUUCCCACUCACAUUCCACCUUUCUCCACCUCCUUGGUGACUCCAACUACUCAAUUUCCCACUCAUGAUUCCACCUUUCUCCACCUCUUGUGCAGAAACCAGCACCCCUGUGGCCCACACCACCUCGGCCACUAUCAGUGA